CGAUAAGUCUUUGGCGUCCUAUAUUCUUUCUGUUUUCCACACAGGCUCUGUUCUCCUACUUGCUUACCACUUAACGGGAACGAUGGCCACAGAGUCCACAGCCACUGCCGCCAUCGCCGCGGAGCUGGCUUCUGCCAGAGUUGAAGAUGAUGUUCCUGCGCCUUCUACAUCUGCAGAUAAAGUGGAGAGUCUGGAUGUGGAUAGUGAAGCUAAGAAACUACUGGGAUUAGGACAGAAACAUCUGGUGAUGGGUGAUAUUCCGGCAGCUGUUAAUGCAUUCCAGGAAGCAGCCAGUCUUUUAGGUAAGAAGUAUGGCGAAACAGCUAAUGAGUGUGGAGAAGCCUUCUUUUUCUAUGGGAAAUCGCUUUUGGAAUUGGCAAGAAUGGAGAAUGGUGUUUUGGGAAAUGCCUUGGAAGGUGUUCAUGUGGAAGAGGAAGGAGAAAAAACAGAAGAAUCUCUGGUAGAAAAUAACGAUAAUAUAGAUGAGGAAGCAAGGGAAGAGUUGAGAGAACAGGUUUAUGACGCCAUGGGAGAAAAAGAAGCAGCCAAAAAAACAGAAGACAAGUCUCUGGCAAAACCUGGAACUGAUAAAGAACAGGAGAGUGAAAUCGAAAAGGGUGGAAAAGAAGAUAUGGAUAUAAGUGAGCCUACAGAGGAGCUACAGGAGAAAGUUGAAUUGAUGCCAGAUCAGUUAAUUGAAACCUCUGAAGAGGUGAAGAGAGCAGCAGCACCAGAAAGACGGAAUGAAAGUGAGGUCAUUUCUGGGAAGCCAAAACAGGAAGUCCCAGAUGCUAAGGAAGAAAAAUCAGUUUCUGGAAGUGAUGCCCCAGAAGAAUGCAGAGAAAAAGGAGGUCAGGAGAAACAGGGAGAGGUAAUUGUGAGCAUAGAGGAGAAACCAAAAGAAGAGCAGCCUGUCGAGGCUCAUGAAAAGCUGAGCACUGCAGUGGAGGUAGAAGGAGCACCCGUAGAACCAGCAAUCAAGCCAGUAGAUAUGGGUGGGGACGAGCCAAAGGAGAAUGUAGCUACUUCUGAAAAUGAGAUAGGAAAGGCUGUUCUUGAGCAACUGGUAGGGCCAGAAGAGCCUGCUGCUGAAGAGUCACCAGAGGUGACAACGGAGUCUACAGAGGCCUCAGCUAUAGAGGCUAUAUCAGAAGUUGCUGAGAAGCCUGGGCAGGAGGCAACAGUUCUUAAGGAUGGUGCAGUCAAUGGACUGUCAGCUGCGGGAGAUUACACUCCUGUUGAACCACAGACUUCUUUAGAAAGACUGAUAGAAACAAAAGAUGGUUCAGGAGUAGAGGAGGUGGGGGCAGAGCUGAUUCCUAGCCAGGAGGAAACUAAAUUGUCUUUACAAGAGUCUGAGGCAGCUGGAGAUGGGGUUGGUACCAAGGUAGCCCAGGGAGCUACUGAGAAAUCACCUGAAGACAAAAGUAAGAUAGCUGCUAAUGAAGAGACACAAGAGAGAGAAGAACAGAUGAAAGAGGGUGAAGAAACUGAAGGCUCAGAAGAAGAAGAUAAAGAAAAUGACAAGGCUGAAGAAACACCAAACGAUUUAGUUAUUGAAAACAAGUCUCUUCAAGAAAAUGAAGAGGAGGAGAUUGGAAACCUAGAGCUUGCCUGGGAUAUGCUGGAUUUAGCAAAGAUCAUUUUCAAAAGACAAGAAACAAAAGAAGCCCAGCUUUAUGCUGCACAGGCACAUCUUAAACUCGGAGAAGUUAGUGUUGAAUCUGAGAAUUAUAUCCAAGCUGUGGAGGAGUUUCAGGCUUGCCUAACCUUGCAGGAGCAGUAUUUGGAAGCCCACAACCGGCUCCUUGCAGAAACCCACUACCAGCUGGGCUUGGCCUAUGGGUACAACUCUCAGUAUGAUGAGGCUGUGGCACAGUUCAGCAAGUCUAUUGAAGUCAUUGAGAAGAGAAUGGGAGUACUAAAGGAGCAGAUGGAGGCUGAAGGAUCACCUACUGAAUAUAAGAAAGAAAUUGAGGAACUGAAGGAACUGCUACCUGAAAUUAGAGAGAAGAUAGAAGAUGCAAAGGAGUCCCAGCGUAGUGGGAAUGUAGCUGAAUUGGCUCUGAAAGCUACUCUGGUGGAGAGUUCUACUUCAGGUUUCACUCCUAGUGGAGGCUCUUCCGUCUCCAUGAUUGCCAGUAGAAAGCCAGCAGACGGUGCUUCUUCAUCAAAUUGUGUGACCGAUAUUUCUCACCUUGUCAGGAAGAAGAGAAAACCAGAGGAAGAGAGCCCCCGUAAAGAUGAUGCCAAGAAAGCCAAACAAGAGCUGGAAGUGAAUGGAGGCAGUGGGGAUGCUGUCCCCAGUGGAAAUGAAGUCUCGGAAAACAUGGAAGAGGAGGCUGAGAAUCAGGCUGAAAGCCGGGCAGCAGUGGAGGGGACAAUGGAGGCUGGAGCUACAGUUGAAAGCACUGCAUGUUAAGAGGGGGCAGAGCCUUCCUCCCAAGGGAAGGUGUUUUUGUAUAUAAUGUAUUUUUUCACUUUUGGGGGAUUCUUUUUGUAUAACUUCAAUAAAGAUUGUAAGCAAAGGUU
This is a messenger RNA of Otolemur garnettii (small-eared galago), 2532 nucleotides long. RefSeq names its product nuclear autoantigenic sperm protein (gene NASP). Gene Ontology annotation, molecular function: histone binding. Gene Ontology annotation, cellular component: nucleoplasm. Gene Ontology annotation, biological process: CENP-A containing chromatin assembly; DNA replication-dependent chromatin assembly. The record is from RefSeq and is a predicted model, not a curated record. NCBI's taxonomy places the organism in Eukaryota, Metazoa, Chordata, Mammalia, Primates, Galagidae.